AUGGAGGUGAGGGGAAAAGGCAACAGAACCCUGCAGCCGGCGGGUAUAGGUUUGUGUAUACAUGUGUACAUAUGUAAUUCAAGCGUGCACGAGGAUGUGAUUGUCAUGGGUACGGCGAGGAGGCGGAAGUGGUUUUUGGAUUCCUGCCGCCACCACCACCACCGUUCCACUUUCCUGUUGUCCCAUCUUUUGUUUUUUGUUUUGUUUUUUUGUCUUUGUCUUUUGUUCCGCGAAAUGACGCUUCAGUUGUUUUUGGCCGACACGUCCCUCUGCGUCUUGUGUGUCCGCGAGAACAUCCCCGUUUGGCCUUUUGCUUUGCUUCUCUCCGGCCCACAGCGGGGGCCAUCGCGGAUUUUUUUUUUUUCUUCCACGCGGCCCGCUCCACUCCUCCCCUGUCUGCACGACGAACUGUUCGAAACGGGGGAUUUGUGGCUGAUGACGGGAGCGCCAUGA
Trypanosoma cruzi is the source of this 453-nucleotide messenger RNA. RefSeq lists its product as uncharacterized. NCBI's taxonomy places the organism in Eukaryota, Euglenozoa, Kinetoplastea, Trypanosomatida, Trypanosomatidae. Bases 1 to 453 code for a protein of 150 amino acids. The transcript has a single exon. The record is from RefSeq and is a predicted model, not a curated record.